This is a messenger RNA of Trypanosoma cruzi, 2769 nucleotides long. RefSeq names its product trans-sialidase, putative. Gene Ontology annotation, molecular function: exo-alpha-sialidase activity. The record is from RefSeq and is a predicted model, not a curated record. Lineage: Eukaryota; Euglenozoa; Kinetoplastea; Trypanosomatida; Trypanosomatidae. The coding region runs from base 1 to 2769 and encodes 922 amino acids. The transcript has a single exon. Gene Ontology annotation, biological process: oligosaccharide catabolic process; ganglioside catabolic process. Gene Ontology annotation, cellular component: intracellular membrane-bounded organelle; cytoplasm; membrane.
AUGCUCUCACGUGUUGCUGCUGUAAUGGCAACCCGCACAGACUACCGUCGCCGCGUGACCGGAUCCGGCGGAAGGAGGAGGGAAGGAAGAGAGAGUGAGUCGCAGAGGCCCAACAUGUCCCGGCGUGUGUUUGCUUCCGCGGUGCUGCUGCUCCUCCUUUUCGUGAUGAUGUGCGGCGCCGCUGGGUCAGUGCAGGCCCAAAACUAUGGAACGAGAGUGGGCGAUUCCUAUGGAAGACACAUUUUGAAGCGGUCGCCAAGGGAGUAUCCAGUCGCAAACACAGCGGCCGCUGGCCACAUUUUCCGCAAUCCCCAUCUUGUGAAUUUGGGCUGGAUGCUCCUGGCCAUUGUUGGAGCUCAGUUCAAUGGAUCUGUGGGGAGCGGGAGUGCGUCCAUGCAGUUGAUGGCACAGAUCAGCGUUGAUGAUGGGAGGACGUGGCAGUCGUACGCGGGACCAGAAGAUCGUGACGCUUUUGCUGCAAGCCCUUACUGGUUGCCGUUUCCGUCGUCUUUUGGACCCUUCGAACCGCUUUUUGCAUUUGUGGAGGGCUACGACUUACGGACUGGGGCCAUGAUUCGUUUUGCCGAUGAGUGGGGGGGAAGUGGGUUGGAGUCUGUUAUCCAUUUUCUGGAGUCGGGGCCUGGACGAAGCGGAGGUUUUUCGAUGAGUUCCUUCUCUAUGAGCAUUCGCCCUCCUUAUCCCUAUGAAUCCGACGAAUUGAUUGGCUUCCUCAACGAUGCCAGCACUCCCAUCACGAGAAUGACGGAUGGCACGCUCGUGUUUCCCGUGCAGUUUCUGGAAUUUGGAGGGAAAACCGCGUCCACAGUCAUGUACUCGAAUUCCGUUCAACCGCACUGGACCUUUGCGAACAGCGCGACACAUGCGGGCUGCACCAACCCCAGUAUCCUUGAAUGGGAGGCUGGGAAAAUCAUCAUGAUCACCUCAUGUGAUUACGGUCGCCGAAGGGUGUACGAGUCGACUGACAAGGGGAACACGUGGAAGGAGGCUCUGGGGACGCUCUCGCGCGUGUGGAGCAACUCAUUGGCAGGUCUUGGGCCCCACAUUCAGAGCGGAUUCAUCACCGCAACCAUUGAUGGAAUGAAGGUGAUCCUCCUCACCCAGCUGGAAUAUUCCAGACACGAGAGCAAGGGCGAGAUUCACCUGUGGCUAACAGACACGAACCGCAUUUACCACGUUGGCCUGCUAUCCACUGGGAAUAGCGCGACCUCCAGCUCCCUGUUGUACGCGAAUGAUAAGCUGUAUUGUUUGUACGAGGCCAGUGGUGGAAGCGACUCUGGAACCUUCUUCCUGGAUCUGACGUCCGAGCUGCAGAAGAUAAGGCAUGCGCUGUCUACCUGGGCCGCAAAUGACAUUGCCUUGAGACGAUGCAGCACAGGCGCUGCGGACGUCGCGCUGUCAAGAUGGGGCUGUUCUGUUCCUUUCCCUACGGCUGGGCUUGUGGGCCAUUUGGCCGAUAGGUUCAGCGGGCACAGGUGGGAAGACGAGUACCUUGGGGUGAAUGCUGUUGUGAGGGGUGCGACGAAAAAGGUUCCCAGUGGGUGGACGUUCGAAGGGCAGGGCGCGGGGGCCGAGUGGCCUGUGGGCAAGCAGUGGCCGACCAGACCUCUCCACUUUGCAAACUAUGGGUUCACUCUUGCGACAACGGUGUCGAUUCACGAGGUGCCGAAGGGCAUCACUCCCCUGAUGGGCCUGAAAAGAAUGAGGACGACAACACUCCUGGGACUGUCGUACGAUAAUAUGGAGUGGAGCGUGGAGCACGGGUCGUACCCAAGGUAUUUAACCAAAUGGGAGCUGGACAAGACGUAUCACGUGGUGCUCAAAAUGCAUAACGGUGUGGGCUCCGUGUACGUUGACGGGAAAUCCCUGUUGGAUUUGGCCCUGCUUCGUUUUUCUGAUGAAGAGCUGGACGAGAUCUCACACUUUUACUUUGGCGCGUACGACGAGCUGUUGAGCAGCGGAAAAAUUCAUGCGACGGUGGCAAACGUCUUUCUGUACAACCGUCCGUUGAAUGACACUGAGAUUGGUGCCCUCAACGCGAAUAAAGUCACCAUUCCACCUCCGGAAAGGGAGCCGGUGCCGGCGUUGACAACUACUUUCCAGUCCGUUGACACUGUAACCACUUCGGUUGCCACAGAGACGCAGGCAACUGUUGCAGCGCCCACUCCUGCCGCACCACAGCUGACGGAACAAGCAAAUUCGAACGGGAGCAGUGACCCGAGCGAUGGCGCUCCAUCCACACCAGCGGUAUCCAAUACCACGACACCCACAGCAGGGGAGAGGAGCGCAGGCCAGUCGGCAUCUGUUACAUCUUCAAGUGCCGCCAGAUCGGAGGAUGACGCUUCCUUGUCUGAUGAUGCACAAACGGUGAGGAAAGAAGUUGCCGAUAACAAGCAGAGAGAUCAACCAACCCAAGCCUCUGUGGGCAUCUCCAACACAGCAAAUGGCGCAGCAAAUCCAAAAUCACAUGCCUCUGAAAGCAAGGGGCAAGAACAGCCCGCAGUAGCAACUGAGGGGGGCGCGAGCUCUGGUGAGAAUGAGGGGACGACGGGAGGAGCUGAUGGGCAAGAGGAAGAUGUCCAGCCACAGGAUGGGGAAGCAAAGGCUGCGGCACUCGGCCCCGCACUCAAAAGCAGUCUCGGAAAUUCGUCGGAGCGGGAUGACGGCGUUGCUGGCACCAUGCGUGAGAGCGGGGUGCUGCUGCCGCCGCUUUUUCUGCUGUUGGGACUCUGGGGGUUCGCGGCUCUGUGA